Molecule: messenger RNA, 903 nt
Organism: Fonsecaea erecta
Lineage: Eukaryota; Fungi; Ascomycota; Eurotiomycetes; Chaetothyriales; Herpotrichiellaceae
Exons: 10
Coding region: 1-903 (300 amino acids)
Molecular function (GO): oxidoreductase activity, acting on the CH-OH group of donors, NAD or NADP as acceptor
Source: RefSeq, a predicted model, not a curated record
AUGGUGGUCGCAACCGUCACAGGGUCAUCCCGGGGAAUCGGAAGAGCGAUAGCGCUGCAGCUGGCGGACGAUGGCAUGGAUAUUGCCUUGAAUGAUGUCCAGGCUCAGCUCUCAGAGCUCCAAGCUGUCAAAGCCGAGAUUGAGAAAAAGGGACGCAAGGCUGCCACCUUUGUCGCCGAUGUCAGCAACGAGGAACAGGUCGAGAAGAUGAUUGUCGACAUUGUCGCCGAGUUCGGGGAACUGAAUGUCAUGGUCGCGAAUGCCGGCAUUUUCAUCCCCAAGUCCAUCUUGGAAGUCAGCGUCGCAGAAUGGGACAGGAUCAUGGCCAUCAAUGUGAGGGGAGUAUACCUGUGCUAUCGUGAAGCCGGUAAGAGACACUCAUCGUCUGAAGCCUUGUUUAGAGUGGCCAGCAUCUCACAAUAUCCAGCCAAGCAGAUGAUCAAACAAGGAAAAGGCGGCAAGAUGGUGGCGGCUUGUUCAACUGCAGGAUACCGUCCGUCCGCAAGCCACAGUGCUGCGUACACAACGAGCAAGUGGGCCGUUCGUGGACUCACGCAGACGGCCGCCGUGGAGUUUGCCAAAUAUGAUAUCAACGUGAACGCAUACUGUCCGGGACCCGUCGACACCGAUAUGUGGAAAAUCAUCGAUGCCGACAUCGCGGCGCGCGAAGGCCUCGAGAAGGGCGUGGCGUUCAAGAGAUCUGUCGAGGCACGAGCAGCGCUCAAGCGCGCACAGGACCCCGAGGACCUCGCGAACCUGGUCAGUUUCCUAGUCAGUUCCAAGGCGAGGAACAUCACUGGGCAGAGCGUCCUGUGCGACGGUGGUGAGAUACAUCCAUCCCCCUUCCCUCACGCCCACUCCUUGAGUGUGACCGCGCCCAGAUGUGUGAUCGGGCAGAGCUGA